GUUUACCCUAUUGUUUCAAUCCCCACAUAAUUGACCAAUUUUUUUUUAUUGAAGUGCGCAGUGUCACGUGCGCAGUGCCGUGGUAUCAAUGGCGAAAUGGUAUCCACGACCCGAAUUACUCUCAUCGACUCCUUUAAAUGCGGGUGACAAUGACCGAUGUAGUGAUAUUGUGAUUCCCUGAAACAAAAACAUUCAUCAAAUUUUCACUGACAGCCCCGAAAAAAAUGGAGGCAGGUGUCAGAGUGCGAGUUUUUUCGAGUCUUCAGUCAACCCUGAGGCCAUCCUAGAUCAUCCUCCAGUGAUACCUGAAUAAUUGAAACAAAAUGUGAAUUUACAUUAAUCCAUGUGAUUCUAGUCCUCUCAACGACCUAAAACGUAACCCAAGAAUCAGUCUUGGGCAAAACCCCAAAAAAAAAAAAUCAAUUAAGUCUCAUUAAAUGUCAAUUCAAAAGGGUUAUGUGAGAAUUCCAGAACCCCUCGGGGUUUAGUGGCCUGAGCCCCUGAUGAAUCAGAAAGUGACUGACAGAAUAAAAAUCAACAUCAAUCGGCUCCUGUCAAUCUGGUGCUUCAAUUGAUCAAUUAAUCUAGUCGAGAGAAACAUUUACCAAAGGAAUAUAAGAUACAUUCCCUCGAGAGCUGAAUCCAGCUGAACUGACGAGUAAAAACUCAAAAAUGGAUGUUAAUAUUUUAAGACUAUUUUAUUAGAUAGAAUGAAUUUACCUAGUCAUUGAUUUAUUGAUGGGAAGUAAAAUAAUUAAUUAUGGAGCCCAGUGAGCCCGAGGGGCAAAAAACUGACAUCUCCCCUCGUCUGAAGCAGAAGAAAAAGUCCCUCUGUCAGAUAUUGAUGAAUAAAAAGACGAGGGUUGGGUGCAUGGAGGUGUCGUACAAGGAUUCAGAGUCCCAUGAUACCUCGAAAAUAGAGAAUUCACAGGCUUCUCACACAAGUACUAAAUUAUCCCUCUGCUGUGCAAUGACAGAAAGGAGUAGAACACCUCCACAGAGCAUGAGUGUAACCAGGUUAUCACCAACAUUGAGUCGGGCAUCGGUUAAAUCAGAAAUAGCUUCGAUCAAUGGAAAUUGUCGGGCUGUCAUCGAGAGGAAUGAACCGGUGCAGGUGAUCAAAAUGAGGAGUAAAUGCUGUCAUGAGUGCGGGAUCAGGAGGACUAAUACUGGAAAAGAGCAGAGGAAGAGUGCCUACACUGAUGAGGUUUUUAAAAUGUCCGAGAGAUCCCCGAAGAAGCGUCACAAGAAAAAAUCCUUUCUUGAAAAAUUAUCCCGUGCCUUCGGGGGAAGACGCAGUAAAAGCAGAGAGUCUGGAUCAUCUGACAGCGAUGAGGACCUGUCAAAUGUCAGGAGAAAGGGCCCAACACCGACGCCGUGUGGUUCCCCCACGAAAACAAUCGCUGGAGUAAACAACGCUGGAACAGCUGUUUCAGCUGAUCUGUCAAAACCCAGGGACUCACUGGAUUACUCCAAGACCUCACGACCUGGGGAGUAUUCCAGGGAUAAUCACGAUAAUAUACCGUUUAUUGAUGGUAAAAUGAGUGAUUCCAGUGGUUUGAGGUUAUCCAGUGACAAUGGCACACCCACAUGUGCGCAAAGUAGUUCUGAUCGUCAUUUGGAGGCGAAAAAAGUGUUCAUGGAGAAGUCUGUGCAGGGUGCAGUAAAGUCUGUCGAUCCUGAGGCAAUUCGAAAAGUCGUGGAGAUCAUAGCACCAGCUGGAGUCGAUGUCAAGGUCACUGAUAAAUUGAUACGAAAGGAGAAGAAGCACUUGGGGCAUGACUGCGAGUCCGACAGCGACGAGUCCGAUACCACGGAAUCGAUACAUUCCGAGGAUGACUCCUUGGAGAGUGAGGAGGAGAUUAAUAUCAAGGAUUUGUACUUUACCACUGGCAAGUACAUUACUUAUUUUUUCUUGGAAAUGGAGAGGCAGCAUUACAAUCCACAGGAGGAAAAGUACAGCUAUAUUCAUUAUCAUGGAGAGGCUGGGGACACGUGCAAGAAAGGAGAACAGUCGUCCUCAGACUCGGCCUCACCCAACAUCUCCAUGCAGAUGAAGCACAAGCUGUUGCACAGAAGAUCAGUGGAUAAUCUAGUGGCGAAUUCACCGUCAACUUCAUUAGAACAUUCCAGUCCAGAGUCUGUGAAGAGUGUACCAAUUCGAUUAAAACCGAGAUCGACCUCUCAUGAUGCAAUUGCCAGGAAGAAAGAUCGUCUUUUACUUCAUGAUGGAGCUGUAUCAAUGGACAGUCUAGCUAAACAGGCACUCCUUGCUGCACAAGUUCUCAAUUUAAUUCCCACCCAGAAAGCUAGGGAAAGGAACUUUUUACACGGUCGUAUCGCUGCCAACUCCUUGCUGGGUUCUCGUGAACUUGAGAAAGUCCUGCCAAACCGUGAAAUCACGAUUUUCGUUGGCACCUGGAACAUGAAUGGCCAGAGUCCCCCGAAGGAAUUGAACGACUUCAUGCUGCCCACCGAGAUCCAAACAAUUCCGGAUAUCCUGGCGAUUGGAACUCAAGAGUCUUGUUCUGAGAGAUCAGAGUGGGAAGCAGCACUCCAAGAGACACUGGGACCUUCCCACGUACUUUUAACCAGCUCUAGCCUAGGAACCCUCCAUUUAGCUCUGUUUUUACGAAGGGACCUCGUGUGGUACUGCUCAGUACCUGAGGAAGACAGUUUCUCCACUCGUCCUGGUACCGCCUUCAAAACCAAGGGAGCAGUGGCACUUGCACUCAUUAUUUUUGGCACUAGUUUCCUAUUCGUCACUGCUCACCUCACCGCCCACCAGGACAAGGUUAAGGAGAGGGUACACGAUAUCAAGAAAAUUGUCAGAAAUCUCGAUUUGCCCAAGGAAUUGCCAACCAAGCACAACAAGAGUAAAGACGUGACACAGAACUUCGACUGUGUUUUCUGGUGUGGAGACUUGAAUUUUCGUUUAGCCCAGCCUCGUGAGGAGGUGAUCCAGUGGGUGUCGCAGGCAUGUUUUCCCCAAACGACUCCCAUAAAUCUCGAUAAAGAUCAAUUACGUAUGUCAUUAACUGGGAGUGCAGUAUUACGUGGCUUUGAGGAGGCGCCGAUAACAUUUCCACCGACCUACAAGUACGAUCCUGGCACCCAGACAUUCGACUCGAGCUCAAAACAACGUGCACCAGCGUACACAGAUCGUAUUUUAUUCAAGGGAAAGGGGCCAACACGUGGCUACAUGAGACGAGUAAAUCAGGAUACUACAACACAGAAAGAUGGAAAUAUCGAGUGUCUGGUUUAUGACUCCGUACCGAGUAUUUGUACGUCGGAUCAUAAACCAGUUUGGGGGGUUUUCAAGACCACUGUGAGGCCUGGGAUCGAUACGAUACCCCUGGCUGCUGGACUCUUCAAUCGGGACGUCUACCUCGAGGGAAUCAGGCGGCGAGUAACUGCCAUGGACUCUGGUAGUUCAUCUAAUGUCUGUACACUGCAGUAAUUACUUGUUUUCCAUCAGAGAAAAAAACAAUUCUCAACAAUUUAGGAGAAUUUCAAUAAUUUGAUUUAAAAUCCAAAUUCAAAAGAUUUUUGGAAUUGGUUUUUCUUACUUUUUAUCCAAGUGUGCUUUAUGUAACAAGAAAGAGAAUAUUAAAUGAGCUAGUGGGAGGUAUGCUGGGCUUCAAUUGAUCUAGUCGAAUUAAUAAUUCACAUUUAUUGUGUGAAUAUCAAAGCUUUACUCUUGAACGUUCAUUUUAUUAAUACUUCUCGAUUUUUAUAGAGUAUUUCAAGCGGAGAGCUUAAAAUUUUUUGUAUUAGAUUUUACUAGAUAGGACAAUUCAUUGAUAGGUUUUAUUGAAAUCAUAAAUACCUUAGACACUUUAAAAUUUGGGACAAUAAGAAUUUGAUAAACAAGGUACAGGCUGCAAUUUCUGGAUUAAUUUGAAAUUCUUAGAGUCUAUUCGAUGGAACUACUCUGUCUUAAUUCAUAAUUCUUGUUAAUAACACAUGGAAAAAUGAGAAAACACGUCCAACAGUAUUUUGCACUCUUUAAGCUGUAAUAUAAUGGUCCUAAAUGAGAUAAAUAAUCUGCUCUCAAUAAUCGGUAAUUAAUUCAAUUUAAUUCGAUGUUAAAUUCAAUUAUUGGCUAAUCGAAAAUUAAGUUUCGAAGGAGCUGCACAAAAUAAAUUAAAAUUCUAUCAUUUUAUUUCUGGACAAGAAUAAAGACGUUCGUAACAAUAUUUUGAUUUUAUUCAUUACGAAAAAAUUUAUUUUUAUUAAUCGCAAAAAUCGCAGUGCGAUGAGUUCCUAUAACUAUCUCUAAACGGAGAAUUUACUUGACGUCAGUGAAAUAGAAUAAAUAUUGAUGUACAGAGGGACUUUCUGAUUAUUUUGCUGAGUACCAUAAGAAAAUAUUUAUUAGAGGAAAUGUCCUCAUUCGCCCCCAGUAAUUCAGUGUAUGGAAUAUUACUUAACAAUAAAUAUAAUCAAAAUCUCGUCGAGUUCAGAGAGUUCUAAAAAAUUCUCGAUUAUUCGAGUUGAGCUGCUUCUCUAAUGGCUAAUAAUAGUAAUAAUAAUUACAAUAAUAAUAACAAUAAUAGAGUGGUGAGUGAAGAUGAAAUAAUGAAAAGGGGACUUUUAACAUUUCCUUUCAAAAUCAACAGUUUCAUGUCGUGAUUCAUCUCGUCUUACCACUCCACUAUUGAAUAAACUAUUAAACAAUGCUGUCAAAGAAAUGUGGAUAAAUAUAAUAGGCUAAUAUCGAGGCGACGUAAAGGGAUCUGCCUUAUUACAUGCCUUACCGGGAACUGGGAAAGAAAAGAUAAAUUAUCGCUAUGAAAUGUUUCUAAUCGAUGCCAAUGUAUUUCAUCAAUUAAUUGAGAACAAUUUAUUCUUAAUCGUUUAGUCAAUGAAAAAUACUAUAUGGGACUUAUUAAACUGUCAAAAAAUUACCUCCGCCAAGUUAAUGAACGUGGGACAAAUGCCUAAAACCUUUGUUAAUUAAUUUCAAACAAAAUCUUUUGACAUUCGUAAAUUUCAUUGGCGGAUGUAAUGAUUUUUCUCAGUGCAUUGCAUAAAUGGAGAACCAGGAAAGACUCGCUAAAAGUGCUAAAUGUACAUCAAGUACGAGACUGUAUCUCCGACUUAUUGGUAUUGUAUUAAUUUUUUUUUGUAAUUAACGCACUGUUGUCUACUGUGAUACAUAACACUUUGUUGGGCAUGGAGAGAUUGGAGUUUCGUCGGAGGUCCUAAAUUAGCCAAAUAUGGAACAAUAAUUAAUCUCGUAAAUACACCAAGCACAGUGGUAAAAUAGAAUGUUUGUAUUUCAAGAAUUUCGAACAGUACUGCACAAACUUUUCAACGGAAUGUAAUGUCUAUGAGUUUUCUAUGUUGGAUCUUCGUGAAUAAUAAAUGUAGAAUGUUUCUACUGGAAUAAAGACGCUCCGUUAUCAAAUUGUCAAA
Messenger RNA from Fopius arisanus, 5421 nucleotides. RefSeq names its product Inositol-3-phosphate synthase (gene INPP5E). The record is from RefSeq and is a predicted model, not a curated record. The coding region runs from base 761 to 3460 and encodes 899 amino acids. NCBI's taxonomy places the organism in Eukaryota, Metazoa, Arthropoda, Insecta, Hymenoptera, Braconidae. Gene Ontology annotation, biological process: phosphatidylinositol dephosphorylation. Gene Ontology annotation, molecular function: phosphatase activity. The transcript has 6 exons.